GCAGCUCCUCCUCUGGUCCUCCCCGGGACUCUGGGCAGGAGUCCCCGUUCAGUUCUUCCCCCUCCAAGAUGGAGGCCUUAGGGGGCUACCCUGCCAAGUCCUCCAACCCCAAAGCAAAGAAACUGACGGUGCUGUUAAGCAUGACGGUCGGUGUGGGCUGUUUGUUCCUCCUGCAGACGCAGCUGGUGAAACCCAGAAAACCGAAGGAUUUUUACUCUUUCGAGGUGAAAGACGCGAAGGGGAGGACAGUUUCCCUGGAGAAGUACCGAGGAAAAGCGUCCUUGGUUGUAAACGUGGCGAGUUACUGCGAGCACACGGAGGCGAACUACAAGUUUCUGCAGGAGCUCCACCGGGAACUGGGCACCUCUCACUUCAACGUCCUGGCCUUCCCUUGUGGACAGUUUGGGGAGACGGAGACCAGAGCCAGCAGGGAGAUCGAGGCCUUUGCCAAGUCCACCUACGGAGUUACCUUCCCCUUCUUCAGCAGGAUCAAAAUAAUGGGAUCAGAGGCUGAGCCUGCCUUCAAGUUCCUCACAGAUUCUGUGCAGAAAAUCCCAAAGUGGAACUUCUGGAAGUUUCUGGUCAGUCCGGAAGGGAAAGUGAUCCGCUUCUGGCGAACAGACGAGCCCAUGGAAAGCGUCCGACAAGAGGCCACAGCGCUGGUGCGAGAAAUCAUCCUAAAGAAACGGGUAGAGCUAUGAUGGCGCUUAGCGAUGGACACGUUAUAUCUGCCAGUGAUUGAACUGUUUCCAGUGAGUGCAGUUUGAGACGUCUCACUGCAGAAACAUGCAGGAUGAAAAGAUCCACUAGUGUAAGUCACAAAGGCAAGGCAGGUCGGGGUGUUUGUGUCGAUUUAUGUGUGUGUGAUGGGACCAUCCUGUGGGGAACAGUCGGGAUGAACAUUCCUAAGAAUGACCACUGCUGCACCUGAAGGAUUGUUUAGCCUUUGACAUGUUGGAUUUUUACAAAUGCUCAGUGUGCCUUAUUUUGUGCUUUAUAUCAUCUCUUUGUAAUGUUUACAUUCAAUCCUGUUUCUUAAGAUGAAGCAUUUUAGCCCGUUUGGAGCCCAGCGAAUUGUGCAAAAUUCAUGCAGCAAUAAAAUGAUUUCAUUAUCAUUUGA
Acanthochromis polyacanthus (spiny chromis) is the source of this 1120-nucleotide messenger RNA. It is a transcript of the gene gpx8, whose product is annotated as glutathione peroxidase 8 (putative). NCBI's taxonomy places the organism in Eukaryota, Metazoa, Chordata, Actinopteri, Pomacentridae. The transcript is spliced from 3 exons. The record is from RefSeq and is a predicted model, not a curated record. Gene Ontology annotation, biological process: response to oxidative stress. The coding region runs from base 69 to 701 and encodes 210 amino acids. Gene Ontology annotation, molecular function: glutathione peroxidase activity.